Molecule: messenger RNA, 330 nt
Organism: Lactuca virosa
Lineage: Eukaryota; Viridiplantae; Streptophyta; Magnoliopsida; Asterales; Asteraceae
Source: the annotation of a GenBank genome assembly
AUGAAUUUCUCUGAUUUCAUCAAAUAUGUUGUGAAUCUUAUCGAUUUUCAGUGCAAGUAUGUGUAUUUAUGUCUACCUGAAGUAAGAUUAAGUGAGGGGCUUCAUACACUACAAAAUGAUUAUGACUACUCUGAGUUUCUUAAGGUUGCAAAUGCUCACAGACAUGUAAAUGUGUAUAUUGACCAUGAUAAGGAACCUCUAUUUGAUUGGAUUGAGAAGAGCCAGACACUGGAGAUGUUGACUCCACUAUGGAAGAUAGUGAGAAGUGUGAACAUGAAGAGGAUGACUCUGUUAUAUCAAGCAAAAGAACCUAUAAUGAUCACUUUUUGA